Messenger RNA from Oryza sativa Japonica Group (Japanese rice), 2360 nucleotides. RefSeq lists its product as uncharacterized. The record is from RefSeq and is a predicted model, not a curated record. Lineage: Eukaryota; Viridiplantae; Streptophyta; Magnoliopsida; Poales; Poaceae. Gene Ontology annotation, molecular function: protein binding.
CCCAACACGCAAACCCGACUCCUCUCGCACAGGCCAAAACGCCACCAAAAUUAAAGGGCAAAAAAAAGGAAAAAAAGGAAAAGGAAAAGGAAACGCCUCGCCGGGAAUGGGCAAGCAGCAGCCGCAGCCGCCACCGGCGGCGAUGUCGGCGCCACCGCGGAAGCGGAAGAAGAAGGGGCGGCCCUCCCUCCUCGACCUCCAGAAGCGGACCCUCCGCCUCGAGAAGCUGCAGGAGCCGCCGCCGCCGCCACCGCCCCCGCAGCCGCGGCGGUCCACGCGGAGGAACCCCGCCGGCGUCGACUCCGGCGACGAGGGGACGGCACCCGGCGGCCGCCGCGAGAAGAAGCUCCGCCUCGUCAUGGGCCUCCCCGACGGAUCGGCCAAGGGAGAAAAGACGAGGAAAGCGACGGAUGGGAGUGAAGAGCCGUCAGAUUCCGGGCCCACGACACCUUUGCCGGACAAAAAGUUGUUAGUCUUCGUCCUUGAUAGGCUGCAGAAGAAGGACACAUAUGGUGUAUUCUCUGACCCUGUUGACCCCGAAGAGCUGCCUGAUUACCAUGAUAUUAUCAAGCAUCCAAUGGAUUUUUCAACAAUUCGGAAGAAGCUCAAUAAAGGGGCUUAUGGCAACUUGGAGCAAUUUGAGGAUGAUGUAUUCUUGUUAACCUCAAAUGCGAUGUGCUACAAUUCACCAGAUACAAUAUACUAUCGACAGGCACGGGCGAUCCAAGAGCUUGCCAAGAAGGACUUUGAGAACCUUAGGCAGGAUAGUGAUGCAAGUGAGCCAGAACCAGAACCGGAAAUUAAACCAGAUCCUGAACCAAAGCCACAACCACGGAGGGGCAGGCCUCCAAAUAAGAACACUAUCAAACAGAAAGUUGGGAAGCCACCGGUAGAACGCGCUACUGCAGACUUUUCUGGAGCAACACUCGCUAGUGUUGGAAAUAAUGGACAUCGUACGCAGCCACCAUUUGAUCUGCAACGGCAAGUAAUGAAUGGAUCCUUUAUCGCAGAUGUACUGAGAGCUUCUUUUGCCAGUCGAAAUAAUGGAUACAAUUGGUCUAACGAGCGCAAAUUGGAAAGAAUUGAAGAUUACUCAGGGUCUAUCGGUAAAUGGUCAGCAAAAAGUGGGAGAAAACCAAUUCUGACAGAAGAAAGUAGCCGAAGCACUUAUUGUCAGCCUCAACCUUCGAGUUCAAUAUAUGAGCUGCCGGUGUCGUCCUCAUACAACGAGACAAGGAAGCUGCUAGUUCCAGUUGGGGUUCAGUUGCAGCAGUCCUAUCCCCGCAGCUUGGCACGUUUUGCUGCGCAGCUAGGUCCUGUCGCUUGGGAGAUUGCGUCCAAACGAAUUGAACGUGCCCUUCCCCCAGGAACAAAGUUUGGCCGUGGGUGGGUAGGAGACGGUGAAGCACCGAACGCAACUCAGCCACCAGUGCUUACUACAUCUUCAACAGCCUUGAUACACCCAAGUAGUACAGAAACAUCAAGUGAACAGCCAACUCAUAACGGUACGGCCAGCACAAGCCAUUCAGCAGGACCUCAGCCAUCUUCCGCACCAUAUGCCUCUUCUACAAUCACAACUCAUAGGGUCAAUUGUCAGUCAUUACCAAGCCAGCAACACGGAUCAGUGCCACAGGUUUCAGCAGAAAGAGGUGAACAUGGUGCUGAGGUGAAGGGCAACCAUAAUAAUCUUCAUGAACGGCCAGCCAUUCAGCACACUGUUAAUGGCUUCAGUGCUGUUUCAGGAUCAAACAUAUUCCCUUCUGCGGCACAGAUGGUGGCGAAUCGGAUGCAGACACAUACAGCUGAUUAGCUAGCUAGUAGAGAGACCUGAGAUCAACAUAGUGAAUUUAACAUUUGGAUGCAGAGCUCCAGUGAAUUGUCCAUCAUGAUCACCAAGCAACAAGGGCCUGCUCACACUAGGCACUAGCAACUCAGCACCAACUGUCCAAAAACCUCGGAUGAUCCAAGUUCUGACAAGUGGCAAGUCUUGUGAGCCAUGUCGAUCCACCACGCCGUGAAUUGGCAUUGCAUUUGCGAAAACAUGUUGUGUGAUUGAUUAGAAACAUAGGAUAGCAUGCAGAAAAUUGCAGAGUAAUAUGUAGGGGGAGGUGUAUUCAGCAGUGUGUAGUAACAGCGGUGAGUUCCAGUUGGAGAUUCAACGAUUCUGAUGUGUAGAAACCACAGGGAAAACUUUCUGUAUAGAUUAUUCAUCAGUGUUUAUGAUUGGUUGACAUUAUCUGUUCUCCAUUUGGUAGAAUUAGAUAGCAUAGCAGAUCAUAUAUAGGCUUGCAAGAUAUGAAAGUUCAUCACAAACUCUCAUCAAAUACAUUGAGAUGCAGUUUUCUUUUUUCUUUUUUUCA